Symbiodinium sp. CCMP2592 is the source of this 501-nucleotide messenger RNA. Lineage: Eukaryota; Dinophyceae; Suessiales; Symbiodiniaceae. The record is from the annotation of a GenBank genome assembly.
GUUUUUGGCCGCGGCAUGUCUUCUUGCAACUCUCGAAUCAAGCUGCCGGUGACUAUUCCGAUCUACUUCCACAAUGGUUCGAGCUAUGACUUUCAUUACAUCAUGAAAUACUUUGCUCACCUGCAUGGCCGUGAGGACUCAGACGAGUACGCGGAGUUUGUCAAGAAGAUGGCCUCGUUUGAAAUCCCUGAGGAUCAGGUGGAAGAGGAGAACGAGGUUGAUCCCGGCGAGCAUGAGAACCACUUUGAGCGGGGUGAAGUGAACUACUACGAGGACUUGAAGAAUCCUUGGACGACUGAUUUGAGGAAAAUCCGGCAAAUCACCGCUGCACUAAGUCACUAUGAUUUCCACCUGCUCGCCCUCUUCGUUCGUGACCUCUUCUGCCAAGUCGACGUGGUAGAUGAUCUUGAUGAGGAACGACAGCUGCGUCUGAAGCAUGUCAAGCAACUGCGGACGAGCCUGACGGAUGCUAUCCAAGUCCAUGUAUUCGCCAAACGGUGA